Molecule: messenger RNA, 3402 nt
Organism: Xiphias gladius (swordfish)
Lineage: Eukaryota; Metazoa; Chordata; Actinopteri; Istiophoriformes; Xiphiidae
Gene: gle1
Product: GLE1 RNA export mediator
Exons: 15
Coding region: 130-2286 (718 amino acids)
Biological process (GO): poly(A)+ mRNA export from nucleus; regulation of translational initiation; regulation of translational termination
Cellular component (GO): nuclear pore; cytoplasm; nuclear pore cytoplasmic filaments
Molecular function (GO): translation initiation factor binding; inositol hexakisphosphate binding; phospholipid binding
Source: RefSeq, a predicted model, not a curated record
GCCGCUACCCAGUAGGCGUGCGGUUUCUCGUCGGACUCUGAUUUAUGUGACCCCUGCUGGCGGUUUGAAGUUUAGCUCAACGUUAGCGGUAGUCGGUCGUUUUUUGUUUUUGUUUACUAGGCUGUCGCGAUGCCUGCGGAAAAUCUGCGAUGGGACACUUUAGUGGCCUUAAAAAAUUCACCCAAAGGAAACAUCACAUUCGACCCGUACUGGUCGGAACGGGGCGAGGAUAUAAUGGCAGGUUGUAAAGAGGCCAUCAGCUUGUCCCCGCACUCUAGGGUCAUAUUGGAGCGUCUCAGCUCCUCGCCCCUUCAGAAGUCCUGCUUUCUGGGCUCCAGCUCCGGAGACUCCAGCCCCGGCUUGUCUGACGGGAUCCCAGCCUCGAUUUCCUCCACAGGCUCCGUCCCCGACAGCAACACUAAGCACAACACACUUUCCGCAGCCCCGUCUUUAAAGACCGAGUGUGAGCAGGCUGUCAGUGAUGAGGCGAAGGAUGACGAUCCAGAGGCAGGUGUCAGUGAGCUUUCCAGUCCGGCGUCGCUACCCGCCAUUUCCCUGCUGUCGCCCAAAGCCAUGGAGACGGCCGGUCGCAUUAUCAAAUUUGAGGAGGAACAUCGAGAAAAGGCCAAGAUGGCGCUCAAGCUGCGGCAGGAGAUGCACGAGAAGCUGGUGGCGGCGGCGGCGAGCUCGGAGUCGGAGCAGCUGAAACGCUUCGAGGAGUUCAUGGAGCUGAAGCAGAGGCAGGAGUACCAGAGCAUAAGGGACAUGAUGGACAGAGAGACUAAAGAGAGCAUCGGGCGUCAAGAGAAGCUGAAGGAGGAGCAACGGCACAGAAUGAAGAUCCUGAACCUGCGGCUGAGGGAGGCGGAGCAGCAGCGCCUGCGGGAGGCGGAGCUGGAGCGGCAGCGGCAGGCGGAGGGCAGGGAGAGACUGCGCAACCUCAACACCAUCCAGGAGGAGAUCCUGCAGCUCAACCAGCUGCUGGAGCCGUCCACCCAGACCAAAACCGAACUCCCGCCGGCCAGCCUCAGCUCCUACAGCACCCGGGGGAACCAGCUGUGCUCCCAGGUGUCGGAGGUGGUGCGAAAGACGGCAGAGGGAGAGUUUCCCAGCGUGGACGACAUGACUGUGGCAGAGCGAGCCCUCCACGAGAUGAGGGCGCUGAUCCGACUGAUGCAGGAGGAGGUGGCCAAGGCUCAAGAGAAGAAGAAGGACCGGGAGGCGGAAGAGGCGCGCAGGAAGCAGGCAGAGCUGCAGGUGCAGCAGGAGGCGCAGAAGAAGGCGGCGCAGUCGGCCAAAGAGAGAGCCCAGAGGAAAGGGCUGCAGAACAGCGCUGAAGACAGCACUUUGAAAUGGUACAAGGCGCUGCAGGAUUCAGCUGCUCAGUGCGCUCAGGCCUUUGAGCAACUCAACUCCCCGAAAGACGUCCAGACGAAGAAGCUGAAGCUGGAGCUCCAGAAAGCAGCCACCAUCCCCGUGAGUCAAAUCUCCAGCAACUCGGGAUCGCAGCUCCGGGAAAUCUUCGACAAGAUCGACAAGCUGCUGGCGGGACGGGCGGUGGUGUCGGGGGGGAAGUCUGUCUCCACCUCCCAGCAUCCACAGGGCCUGGACUUUGUCAGCUACAAACUAGCCGAGAAGUUCGUGAAACAAGGAGAGGAGGAGGUGGCGUCUCACCACGAAGCAGCCUUCCCCAUCGCCGUGGUGGCCUCUGGUGUCUGGGAGCUACACCCUCGGGUGGGGGACCUCAUCCUCGCCCACCUGCACAAGAAGUGCCCUUACGCGGUCCCACAUUACCCGCCGAUGAAGGACGGCACACCUGUGGGGGAAUAUCAGAGGAUUCUUGGUUACCGUGUGGACGACGCCGGGGUGGAAGGUCAGGACAGUUUCCUGAAGAGGAUGUCUGGGAUGAUCCGCCUGUACGCCGCCAUGAUCCAGAUGAGGUGGCCCUACGGCUCCAAGCAGGGGUCCGUUCCUCACGGUCUGAACCAGGGCUGGCGUUGGUUGGCUCAGAUGCUCAACAUGGAGCCUCUGGCCGACAUCACGGCAACGCUGCUGUUCGACUUCCUGGAGGUUUGUGGUAAUGCUUUGAUGAAGCAGUAUCAGAGCCAGUUCUGGAAACUCAUCCUGCUUCUUAAAGAGGAGUACUUUCCCAGGAUCGAAGCGGUGACCAGCAGCGGACAGAUGGGCUCAGUCAUCAGACUCAAACAGUUUCUGGAGACGUCACUGCAGAGCCGACAGAUCAGUCCGCCCAAAGGUCAGCUGAGCUCCGUGUUCUGGAGGUCGUGAAGGACCAGACGUGUUGCGUGUUGCUGCUGCAUGACGCCGCUCGGGGCUGAGUAGACCAAGAGAGGGAUGUGGCCUGACGCUAAGAAACCGGCUCUGUGGCUGGACGGGGACUUGCCCCACGGGCGACUUUUAAUCGGGAAAAGUCGAAGCCGCUGGGAAGUUGUUGGUCACAUCUUUUAAAACUAGAAGUAACGCAGCUUCCGUGUCAGUCUCCUGCUCUGGUUUCGUUUACUGGACGCCUCUAAGAGCCGAUCGGGACGCAGGUGAUACGCUCAACGAUUUUUGGACUAUAAAUUAUUUAUCAGCAGCUUUGGAAGAAGUUUUGAACUGCUAGCAACAAGAUAUUUUACCUAUGGGGAGAACUUUCUGGAUGAACACCGACGUCGUCUCGCCAACACAGCCGUCCUCCCAACACCUGUUCAAAGGGAUUGAUGGGCGUCCUCGUGCGGGUGUGUCUGCGGUGCACUGACGGUUUUCUGCUUCUCAAAGCUUUAGAUUCAUAAUUCAUGUGUGUGCAACAAAAGGAAAAAAAAAAAUCCUGCAAAAAGAGGCAAGUGUGCGCUUCCUGAAAUGAGGACGUGCGAUAAUUAUGUGGAGAUGUGAAUCUCUCCUUUACGUUUUUGUGAAGUGCCUGAAUCUGAAUCCUCUAAAUGAAGUUCUCCAGUUUUUCAAGAUCAUCUCGUUCAUAGCUGUUUAAAUCAGUUUAACUUUAGUUUGCUGUAAUUCCUGUGGGGAAAUUCCACAGUCGCUGUUCAAAUCAAAAUUGCGUCGACUGAUUUGGAUGUUUUGCUGUUUAUUUUUGUUUUUUUUAUUGUUUUAUGAAUCCACCAUGUGGAACGAAGAUUCACGGUUCGAUGAGCUGUCGUUUAAUCUUUGUGAAUGAAGUUUCCUCAAACUGAAGCAGAAAUCCGAGGACGAAUCAGUGCUUUAAAGCGACGGUCAUUGUGCUUGGUUUUGUUCCCGCUGUUUUGCAAGAGCAGAGGUGUGUUCGGAGUAUAAUGUAGAGUGAACAGGGGUAUUAACUGCCAGAAUGAUUGUAAUCUUCAAGAGCUGUGCAAAAAUGUCCUCAUCUGUGAACCAAAUGUCCAAAAUAAAACCUCAACAGUUCACUGGAAA